This is a messenger RNA of Saccoglossus kowalevskii, 2407 nucleotides long. RefSeq lists its product as uncharacterized. The record is from RefSeq and is a predicted model, not a curated record. Gene Ontology annotation, molecular function: nucleic acid binding; zinc ion binding. NCBI's taxonomy places the organism in Eukaryota, Metazoa, Hemichordata, Enteropneusta, Harrimaniidae.
AAUUUCGCAAAAGUACUGCCCUAAAAUUAAUUUCAGACCUGUCGGAGUAUAGUGAUUGCGUUUCCGCAGAAACUUGUGAACAUUUUGGUGUGAAAUUCGCCCAGCUAUUGACACAUCUUGCUGGCGAAAUUUUAGACCGAACUAGGGGUACAAAUUUUACCUGGGAAAAUUGAAAAGAGCAAAAUGGCUGCCACGACUCCAACCUACGUAGAAGUCACCAUACCGGCUCCAGUGGCAACAUCGCCUCAGCAACAGCAACAACAAGAUCAUCACCAGCGUCAACUUAACGACUACGAAGCUUUUAAAGAAUACAUCGAGGUGUUCCUUGUCGAAGUUUACCGCUGUAAACUAUGUAAGUACAACAGCGCCGUGAAGGUGAAUAUAGCGGAACAUAUGAAGGAAAACCACUUUCCGACUUACAAUCAAGCUGCUGGCAAUGGGGAUCAGAGAGAAGAACAUGCCAAUGCCGAAUCUCAGCAGCAAAAUCCAGUUCAUUUAGGCGACCUGACAACACAACAAAAUGACGCAGUUUCUCUGUCAAAUGCUUUGGAAGUGUUGAUGGGGUUAGGAGCUGAAUGCGCCGCUGACGCUGCUCGGAGUGCCGAAAACACGAUGUCGCAACCAGAAGGUGAGAUGCAACAUCAACAGGGGCAGGUUCAGAGUCAGGACCCAACUGUGACGCAAGAACAAACCGACCAGGAUGAUGACGAUGAUGACUGUGAGGCAAAACAGCUGCAAACAGUCGACACACAGGUAUUGAAAGAUGUUUCUAGUCAACAGACGACCAUAACGAUUGUACAGGAUCCAGCAUCUGCGCACGGACAGCUACACACUGCAAGUGGCCAAACCCUCAUCUUGAGUAGCAAGCACUUCAAGAAAAGUAGAAAAAGUGAUGCUGUGAUCCCUACCAGAGAAUCGCUAGGUAUAUCAUCUCCAUUCCAGAAGAAAGAAUAUAUAGGGCAGCGAAAAUUUCAGUGUGAGAAAUGCAAGAUGAGAUACAAAACAAGAGAUGAAUUGGAUAAGCACAUUCAGAAAAAACACAAUCGAACAAAGAAAUUCUUGUGCGAGAUAUGUGGUGAAAAGUUGUCAACGAGAGCCAGUGUCAGGCAUCAUGUGCGAAGAAAACAUGCCGACUCCAAAGAAAUUCUUAGUUGUGACAAGUGUGACUACAUCACCAAGUUUGAAUCUCGUCUCAAGAUACACAUGGGAAAACACGGAUCAGAGUUUCAAUGUGAAUUGUGUAACCGUACAUAUGUGAGUAGUGAAAAGCUGGAAGCCCAUUACAAAACACCCAUGCAUAAAAAUGCAGUGAAUCCCAUCAUAUGUGAACACUGUGGGUAUAGAACAAAGAAGAAAGACAAUUUUCUGGUUCAUAUGAGGAAACAUACCGGGGAGAAACCCUACAAGUGUAACAUGUGUGACUAUGCUAGUGCCGAUGGGAGUACCUUAAAAAAGCAUGUGAUGGCAAAGCAUUCUAACAUUCGCCCAUUUAAGUGUAAUCUGUGUUCUUUUGCUUGUGUUGACAAAAAGGGACUGACUAUCCAUAUGCGACGACAUACUGGUGAACGGCCGUUCAAGUGUGAUAUGUGUAAUUAUGCAGCGAAGCGACGCAGUGCUCUUAAUGUUCAUAAACAAACCCAUCUGAAACAAGCUGAAGGGAUGGUGAGAAGAGCAAAAAUGCCUGGGGUUGUACCUAGUCAAGUCACCAUAGCAUAUGACGACCAAGACCAAGCCUACCAAGCAACAACUGUCAGUUUUCCGACGCAGAGUAAUGUCCAGGCGCACUCAUCACAGAUACCAAUUGUCCACCAUGUCAUCACUCAACAAGAAACUGAACAAGCUGUACGUCAAGCUACCCAGAUAACUCAUGUCAUCAACCAGGAUGGAACCCAAGUUCAGAUACCAUCAUCUAUUGCACAGCAUGUCAUUGCGCAACAAGAAGCAGGACAGACAGUACAGAUUCCAACCUCCAUCGCCCAACAUAUCGUAGCACAGCAAGAUGGUAGUCAAGUGCAGAUCUCAUCAAGCAUUGCUCAGCAUGUUAUCGCACAGCAGCAACAACAACAACAACAAGAAGGAGUGCAAACCGUGCAGAUACCAACAUCAAUUGCACAACAUGUAAUAGCACAACAAGAUGGUGGUGUCCAGUCAGUAAAUCAGGCAGUUCAGAUUCCUACAUGCAUUGCUCAACAUGUCAUCACACAACAAGAGACUGAUCAGUCGGUUCGAGCUAUUUGGCAAAGCAUGUGAAAGUGACUUGUGAAUGAACAAUUAAUUUAAAUCAAUUAGAAAUGGAUUUAGUUUUCGCUGAUAAUACAUACUUUCAAACAAUUCAACAGUUGCGUUCUUUGAUAGAGGCUGUAACAUUGCUUUUCGUAGAGGUGCUUUAAUAUUAUAUUUGAGCUGA